Molecule: messenger RNA, 2362 nt
Organism: Panicum hallii
Lineage: Eukaryota; Viridiplantae; Streptophyta; Magnoliopsida; Poales; Poaceae
Product: coleoptile phototropism protein 1-like
Exons: 2
Coding region: 121-2073 (650 amino acids)
Source: RefSeq, a predicted model, not a curated record
GAUCUUACAGUUCAAGCUAGGAAGUGAUUACUCCGAUCCAGUGCAGUCCAUCUCAGAGAUACAUCAUCUGCCCUGUAAGCAUAUAUACAUGACAUCCAUAGAUCACAGCACAGAGCAGCAAUGGAGAUGUGGGAAGCUAUGGAGAGGGAGAACCAUGUCGCAGAGCGCGGGCUCGUCCCCGUCAAUGGCGGCAGCAGCGGCAACGUGCAGGUGCAGGACGAGCGCGGCGGUGCCAAGGUGGAUGGCUUCGUGCGCAGGGAUCAAUCAUGCCGGUACGCUAGCAGUGACAUCCCAAGUGAUCUGCUCGUCAAGGUGGGCGGCGUCAACUUCCACCUCCACAAGCACCCCAUGAUCUCCCGGAGCGCCCGCCUGGGCCGGCUCGUCGACGAGGCAUCGGCGCUGCACGGCCCCGACGCCACCACCGUGGUGGAGCUUCCCGACCUGCCGGGCGGCCACGGCGCGUUCGAGCUGGCCGCCAAGUUCUGCUACGGCGUGGUGGUCGACAUCACGGCCGCCAACGUCGCCGUCCUGCGCUGCGCCGCCGAGUACCUGGAAAUGACGGAGGAGCUGGAGGAGGGCAACCUCGCGUUCCGCGCGGAGGCGUUCCUUACCUACGUGGUGGCGUCCUCGUGGCGGGACUCCGUCGCCGUGCUCCGGAGCUGCGAGGGCCUCUCGCCGUGGGCCGAGGACCUGCAGCUCGUGCGCCGCUGCAGCGAGUCCGUCGCAGCCAAGGCGUGCACCAACCCGAGGGUCGUGCGCUGGGGGUACGCCGGCAGGACGUCGCCCGCCAAGAUGACGGCGAGGGCCGGCACGUCCAGCGACACCGGCCAACACCAGCCCGUGUCGCCGCCGGCAGACUGGUGGGUGGCCGACAUCUGCGUGCUGAGGAUCGAUCACUUCGUGCGGGUCAUCACCGCCGUCCAGGCCAAGGGCAUGCGCGGCGACCUCAUCGGCACCGCCAUCACGCGCUACUCCUCCAAAUGGCUCUCGGCUGGGCUCAGCAAGGAGAGCCCCGGGUUGCGUGGCAGCGAGCUGUGGCCGCAGGCCGGCGUGCUCCAAAUGGUCGUCGCCGGCGAGGGCGACACGCAAACGGAGACGGCAGCUAGCGAGCAGAGGAGGGUCGUGGAGAGCCUGAUCAGCAUCAUCCCGCCGCAGAAGGACUGCGUCUCGUGCAACUUCCUCCUCCGGCUGCUCCGGCUGGCCGUCAUGCUCAAGGCGGCGCCGGCCCUGGUGACGGAGGUGGAGAAGCUGGUGGGCAUGCAGUUGGACCAGGCGGCGCUGCCCGACAUCCUCGUCCCCUCAUACCCCUACGCCCGCUCCGACGCCGCGUACGAUGUCGACCUCGUGCAGCGGCUGGUGGAGCAGUUCGUGAUGCAGGAGCAGCCGUUGUCGUCGUCCUCCACCCGGGGCAAGGUCGAGAAGCAAGAGCAGGAGAAGCAUCAGAACACGAGGGCGCAGUGCGUGGCGUGCCUCCUCGACAGCUACCUCUCCGAGGUGUCCCGCGACCGGAACCUCCCGCUGGGCAAGUUCCAGGCUCUUGCCGAGUCGCUGCCGGAGCCGGCGCGCGCCUGCCACGACGGGCUGUACCGCGCCGUCGACUCGUACCUGAAGGCGCACCCGGCGGUGACGGAGCACGAGCGGAAGCGGCUGUGCCGGGCGGUGGACUGCGGGAAGCUGUCGCGGGAGGUGCGGCUGCACGCGGCGCAGAAUGAGCGGCUGCCGCUCCGCGUCGUCGUGCAGGUGCUGCUGUCGGAGCAGGCCAAGAUGGCCGGCACGCUCGGCAGGGCGGGGAGGAAGGAGGAGGACGUGAGCGCGCUGAGGAUGGAGGUGGAGAGCGUGAGCGCCAAGUACAUGGAGCUGCAGCGCGAGGUGGAGCUUCUGCAGAGGCAGGUGGAGCGCAUGCUGCCGCCGUCGUCCGCGACGGGGAAGCAACAGGGCGUGUCGGGGUGGACAAGCGGGUGGAAGAAGCUCGGAAGGUUGGGCAGGAUUCAGGUGGAGCAGCCGGUGGUGAGGGCGGGACCAGACGAGAUAGUGAGCAGGGAGCCUCGGCGGAGGAGGAACUCUGCCUCGUGAGCUGUUGUAGAGUGUUAGUGUGGUGAUGUGUCAGUGUGUGACUUUAUUUAAAAAAUCAUGCUUUUCAAAAUUGCACGCUAGAAUCAUAGUAAUAACUAUGCAUAAAAGGAAAAAAUAGAUUCCAAUUGCCAUGGAAAGGAUGGGAUGGGGACACAUGUAGCCGAAGAGCGCCAUGGUUACCUCCACAUGGAACUUUGGUGUUCUUGUUUUAUGCAAGGAUCGGAUAAAGAGGCGUGCCCGACCAUUGUGUUCUUGUUUCAAAACACAAGGCACACACUUUCAUAUUUCA